Molecule: messenger RNA, 1770 nt
Organism: Mangifera indica (mango)
Lineage: Eukaryota; Viridiplantae; Streptophyta; Magnoliopsida; Sapindales; Anacardiaceae
Product: putative disease resistance protein At4g10780
Exons: 3
Coding region: 633-1319 (228 amino acids)
Molecular function (GO): ADP binding
Source: RefSeq, a predicted model, not a curated record
UAAAUGCAAGCUGGCCAAACCUGCUAUUAAUUUUAAGACUACAAUCAUUAUCAUGUGGGUGUUGCCUUGGAAGAUGCGUUUGCUUUUAUGGGGUUAAUUUAUCAAAUAGUGUGGUCUUGUUCUUUAACAAAUAUUGUGUUCACACGGUGUAAGUUUCCGUUGUCAAAUCAUUUGAAUUUUGUGGAACUUUGAGUUGAUAAUGAAUCAUGACCAAUUGAUUCUCCUUCACUGAAAUCUCUUUCCAUCUUCAGUUCUCUUCUCUCAAUCAUUCAGAAACCACUCAAAAAUUCCUUCUCUCACAAACCUCUCUGAACCCAUAUCCUUCGAUUUCUUCAGUUGUACCUUACUUGCCCUGCUACUUUCGCUCUUUUGCUUUCUUUAUUUCAAAUUUUAUUUUUGCCAAUUUCCGAUUCUCUUUAUUUUUGAAAAAAAAUUCUGUUUCAAUAUUUCUCAUUUCAUAAGAAAAAAAAAAUCUUGCAUUCAGUUUUUUCUCGUUUACUAGAAUUUUUUUCACGUUUCUCUUAUUUAUUAUUAAUUUCGACAAUUGUGUUUACUCUUGUUCUGUGAUUUUUUUUCAUUUGCUGUACUUCUCAUCUGUUUUUCAAACUUGAAAAAAAAAAAACUUUUUAAAAAUGGUUGAUGUUGCCGGAAGUAUUGGGGGUGUGUUGAGUCCUGUCCUUGAAGUUGGCAAGUGGUUGGCUGUUCCAAUUUGGCGUCAAUUCAAGUACUUGUACAACCACAGUACCAAUUUCAAAAAGCUGGAAAACAAAGUUAAGGAGAUGACGAAUACAAGAGACGAAGUUCAGCGUAAGGUUACUGUUGCUGAAAGAAAUGUGGAAGAGAUCACACCGAAAGUUAAGGAUUGGCUGAAGGAUUUGGAGAAGACAAUUACAGAAGCAGAGCAGUUGAUUCAAGAGAGAGCAAACAACCCUCGAUGUUUUAAGGGAUUGUGGUCCAACUACAAACAAAGCAAGAAAGCUUUCAAAUUAAUCCGCGAUGAUAUUGAUCUACUCCUCCAGCAAGAAAAGGAAUUCGGUGAAAUUUCCUUUGCUACUAUUCCACAAGAUAUCCGGCUUGUAACUAGUGAAGAUUAUUUGGUACUCGAAUCAAGAACCUCGAUUACGAAGAAUGUAUGGGAUGCAUUAAAUGAUGAGAAUGUGUACAUGAUUGGUGUUUAUGGGAUGGGCGGUAUUGGGAAGACCACUCUUGUGCAGAAAGUUGGUGGGGAAGCGAAGAAAUUAUUUGAGGACAUUGUUUUUGUUGAGGUAACACAAAAUUUGGAUAUAAAAAAGUUCAAACAGAAAUUGCAGACAAGUUAGGCGUAAAAUUCAGUAACGAGACUGAAAGAGCAGAUAAGUUAUAUGAGAGAUUGGGGAACGGCAAGAAGAUCCUUUUAAUUUUAGACAAUAUUUGGAAAGAUUUUGAUCUCAAGACUAUCGGUAUUCCUUCUAAAGCGGAUCAUGGAGGAUGUAAACUAAUGUUCACAGCAAGAGACUUAGAUGUAUUGGAGAAGAUGGGUUCUAUAAAUAAUUUCAAGAUGGGCAUUUUAGCAGAAAAAGAAGCUUGGGACCUAUUUGCCAAUAUGGCAGGUGAUGUUGUUCAAACAAGUGAACUGAAUUCUCUAGCGAAUGAUGUAUGCAAGCAAUGCAAAGGAUUGCCUGUCGUUAUUUGUGCUAUAGCUAAAGCUUUAAAAACCAAGACUCGUCCAUCCAAGUGGAAAGCAGCCUUAAGAGAAUUGAGAGCUCCUUCACCAUCCAAGUUUGAAGGAUU